This is a messenger RNA of Trichoderma harzianum CBS 226.95, 2367 nucleotides long. RefSeq lists its product as hypothetical. Gene Ontology annotation, cellular component: mitochondrion; cytoplasm; 6-phosphofructokinase complex. The record is from RefSeq and is a predicted model, not a curated record. Gene Ontology annotation, molecular function: fructose-6-phosphate binding; 6-phosphofructokinase activity; ATP binding. The transcript is spliced from 3 exons. Lineage: Eukaryota; Fungi; Ascomycota; Sordariomycetes; Hypocreales; Hypocreaceae. The coding region runs from base 1 to 2367 and encodes 788 amino acids. Gene Ontology annotation, biological process: fructose 1,6-bisphosphate metabolic process; fructose 6-phosphate metabolic process; canonical glycolysis.
AUGGCGCUCAAGAAGAAGAUUGCCGUCAUGACCUCGGGAGGUGACUCCCCGGGGAUGAACGCCGUUGUUCGCGCCGUUGUCCGCAUGUCCAUUCACAUGGGCUGCGAUGCGUUCUGCAUCUACGAGGGGUACGAGGGUCUGGUGCAGGGCGGCGACUUCAUCAGGCAGAUGGGAUGGGACGACGUCAGAAGCUUUCUGUCCGAAGGUGGAACGCUCAUCGGAACAGCCCGAUGCAUGGCCUUUUACGAACGACCGGGCCGGUUGACGGCCGCCAAGAACAUGGUGCUCAAUGGCAUUGACGCCCUCAUUAUCUGCGGAGGUGACGGCUCUCUGACUGGUGCUGACAAGUUCCGGACGGAAUGGCCUUCAUUGCUUGAGGAACUUGUUGACAACAAGGAGCUGACUCCGGAGCAAGUUGCGCCGUACAAGCAUCUGAACAUUGUUGGCCUGGUCGGAUCCAUUGACAAUGACUUGUCCGGUACGGAUGCCACCAUCGGCUGCUACUCGGCCCUCUCGCGUAUCUGCGAAAUGGUUGACUACAUUGAAGCCACGGCUUCUUCACAUUCUCGUGCUUUUGUAAUUGAAGUCAUGGGACGACACUGCGGCUGGCUAGCGCUUCUAGCUGGAGUUGCGACGGGAGCUGACUUUGUCUUCAUUCCCGAGCGGCCGAGAGACCAGGAUUGGCGAGAGGACAUGAAGAUUGUGGUUCAGCGACACCGUAACAUGGGAAAGCGAAAGACCAUCGUCAUUGUCGCAGAGGGCGCCCGUGAUAAAGACGGCACCAAGAUCACCCCCGACGAGAUCAAAGACCUCUUGGCCGACAAGAGCGAAGGUGGCCUCUGCCUCGACACCCGAAUCACCACUCUGGGUCACGUCCAGCGAGGAGGCACAGCAGUAGCCUACGACCGCAUGCUCGCCACGCUACAAGGUGUUGAAGCCGUCAAGGCUGUGCUGGAGGCCACUCCCGAGACCGAAACUUGCUUCAUUGCCAUCAACGAGAACAAGAUUGUGCGAAAACCGCUUAUGCAGGCUGUCAAGGAGACCAAAGAAGUGGCCGUUGCUGUCGAUGCCAAAGAUUUCGACAAGGCCAUGAGCCUCCGAGAUACCGAAUUCUCGGACCAGUACAAGUCUUACCUGACAACGACCAAUGUCAUGGUGGAUGAUCACAAGUUGCCCGAGAAGAGCCGAAUGAAAAUUGGUUUCAUCAACGUCGGCGCCCCUGCCGGUGGUAUGAAUGCCGCUGUGCGCGCGGCCGUUGCAUACUGCCUCUCUCGUGGGCACGAGCCCCUUGCCAUUCACAAUGGUUUCGCCGGAUUCGCUCGCCACCACGGCGACUCACCUCUCGGGGCCGUGCGGCCCUUUGACUGGCUCGAAGUUGACGGAUGGGCAAGCAAAGGCGGCUCCGAGAUUGGCACGAACCGCGAGCUCCCUUCCGAAUCCGGCAUGGAACUGAUUGCCAACCUCAUUGAGCAGUACGAAUUCGACGCCCUCUUCAUUGUUGGCGGCUUUGAGGCUUUCCACGCCGUCUCUCAGCUGCGCAAGGCUAGAGCCGAGUAUCCAUCAUUGUGCAUUCCCCUUUGUCUCUUGCCGGCCACGAUUUCCAACAACGUUCCUGGCACCGAGUACUCCUUGGGCUCGGACACAUGUCUCAACGAGUUGGUCAACUACUGCGACAAGAUUAAGCAGUCUGCUUCGGCCACCCGCCGCCGCGUCUUUGUUAUCGAGACGCAGGGUGGACGCUCGGGCUAUGUCGCAACGCUGGGUGGCCUCAGCGUGGGGGCCUCUGCCGUUUACAUUCCCGAAGAGGGAAUCAGCCUCGAGAUGCUGAAUGCGGACGUCAAGCACCUCAAGGAGGUUUUCCGCAAGGACAAGGGCCAGUCCCGCGCUGGUCGCCUGAUUCUUGUCAACGAAAAGGCCAGCAAGGUGUACGACGCAAAGCUCAUUGCCAGCAUCAUCCGCGAUGAGGCGCACGACCGAUUUGAAAGCCGAGAGAGCAUCCCCGGACACGUGCAGCAAGGAGGUGUCCCCUCGCCCAUGGACCGCUGCCGUGCCGUUCGACUGGCCAUUAAGUGUAUGCAGCACCUGGAGGAAUAUGGCCGCAACGCGCACAACCGGGUGAAGAAGGAUCCCAACAGCACAAGUGUCAUUGGCAUCCAAGGCUCCGAGGUUGUCUUUACACCAAUUGAGGAGCUGGAGGAGAAGCACACAGACUGGCCAAACAGAAGACCCAAGGUGGCGCACUGGCUGGACAUGCGAGAGGUGGUUGAUAUCUUGGGCGGAAGACCAGACUAUCCUAAGCCUGAAAAGAGCUUGACGGGACUUAUUGCCAAGGAUACAAAGCGCGGAAUCUACUCGGGUGCGGACUAA